UCUCACAGCGAGUGUUAAAACGAAGUGCAUUCUGUUUUUCGUCUCCGGGUAGCGAGUACACUGAAUGACCAGGGAAGGGAAAUUUUUGAUUAAAAAAAAACAAACAUACAAUAUACGUCAUGUCGACGCUUAUUCGGCUAAAACGCCGCAAUGUAGUUAUGUAUUUAAACGUAUAACUUUAGUUAUGAGGACACAUUAUAAUUAUGUCUUUUAAUUAUUAUUUUUUUAAAGCUGUGUAAUGUUGUCACUUCCGGACACGCCCCAUCUCUUCCUGUAAACAAAUACUACGUCAUUUUCUCCACUUUUCGUUAGUCGUCUGUGUUAUUAUUUAUUCUUCUUUCGGACAAUGGCUCAGGCCGGUGUAAUUCUGGACAAGGACCAGUUCAACUGUUCCAUAUGUCUGGACACGCUCAAGAACCCGGUCACUAUCCCGUGUGGACACAACUACUGCUUCAACUGCAUUCGGGAGCACUGGAACCAAAACGACAUCUUGGGCGUCUUCGCCUGCCCGCAGUGCCGUCAGAACUUUAACCCGAGGCCAACUCUGGCCAGGAACACCAUGUUGGCUGACGUGGUUGAGAGAUUCAAGACCGUUGGACUCAAUGGCGACGUCAUCGAGAGUUUCGCCGAGGCAGACGAUGUCGAAUGCGACGUGUGCACGGGGAGAAAGAACAAGGCUGUCAAAUCGUGUCUGGUUUGUUUGGCCUCGUACUGCGACCUCCACGUCCAGCCUCACUACGAGUCUGCUGCUUUCAAGAAGCACAAACUGGUGACUGCCAGCAAACAGCUGCAGGAGACGAUCUGUCCCAUUCACGACAAGCUGCUGGAAGUGUUCUGCCGCAGCGACAACCAGUGUAUCUGUUACCUGUGUCUGGCCGAUGAACACAAGGGUCACGACACUGUGCGGGCCGAAGAGGAGGUGCAGCACAGACUGGGGCAGCUUAGUGACAUGCAGCAGACCUGUCAGCUGCAGAUUGACUACAGAGAAAAACAAUCUGAAGAACUGAAACAAGCCAUUGUCUCGCUCAGUCGAUGUGCUCGAGGAGCGAUAGAGAAAAGCGACGCCGUCUUCACUGGUCUGAUUCGGUCGAUCGAGCUGAAACGUUUUGAAGUGAAGGAGCUGAUCUUAGCCCAGGAAAAGACAGCCAUCGCUCAGACUGAGCAGCUGCUGUCUUUAAUCCACAAGGAGAUAGCAGAGCUGAAGAAGACCACAGCAGAGCUGAACAGAUGUUCAUACACUGAAGACCACAUCCCCUUCCUCCAGAGCUACCAGUCUCUGCCUGCUCCUCCUGCUCUGUCACCUCCCCUCUCUUACAGACAACACAGUGAUUUGCCCAUAGGUGCUUUGAUGGAUGCUGUGUCAGAUUUCAAAGGACUUUUGGAAGAAGUCUGCCAGGGAGGGUUCAGCAACAUCUAUGAAAAAGUCAAAGACCUAAUAAUUGUAGGUCCUCUAAAUUCUGAUCCAUUACCCGGACAAACGGUGGCACUGAUGGACAUUUCCCCACGAAACAUUGAAUGCAACCGAAAUCCUUUCAUCUCUGAAGGUUUUGUACCUAUGUUUGCCUUGUCACAGACUGGUACCAGACCGUCUACAGUUUUUAGACAGAAGAAUUUGCAACGACGCAGUCACUCAAGAAGAAAAUAGAAUUCUUGGCUUACACAAACACGGACUGAAUACUUUACAUUUGUAUGGACAUGCAUGAAGUGAACAUUUGAUUUAAUGUUUGCCAAAAUUUAGCCAACUGCUCUUGAGAAAGAGAGAGAGAGAGAAAGAGGAUACAAGUGGCCAAAAUGAGCGGGAGAUACUCCGAUCAUGUCCCACUGGGAGAAGACCCAGGACACGCUAGAGCAAAUAUGUUGCUCGGCUGGCCUGGGAAGGCCUUGGGAUCCUCCCAGAAGAGAGCUGCAGGAAGUGUCUGCUGAGAGGGAAGUCUGGGUGUCCCUGCUCAGACUACUGCCCUUGCGACCUUACCCCUGAUAAGUGGCCAAUGAUGGAUGGGCUCUUGAGAAAGAAAAAAUCUCAUAUAAAUUAUAAAAUUAUAAAAAGGUUGUAUUAGAUUAUCCAAAUGUUUUAAAUAUUAGGAAUAAUUUACUAAAAUCUUGUGUACAGUAUUAGCCUUGGUUUUAUUUAAUUUAUAAGCUUACAUUCCAUUCCACAUUUCUGAAAUAUUUCUGCCAACAUUUUUUACACCAGUGUUGACUGAACUGUAUUUUAAUCAUGAUUCAUUAUUUUAUUCUAAUAGAGACCUGUAGCGUUGUUUUGUAUUUCAGUUUGGGUUUCAAAUACUUGGUGAUGUGUAUGGGGUAGAAGGUUGGAGAAUGACUGAUUUUCUGGCUUAGUGUAAAACCUGUUUUCUGAGCCCUAACAAGUGACUAAGGAAAUACUUCUUGGGGGAAUUUUUUUUUUUUUUUACAUUAAAAUUGUACAUUUAGAUUGCAAACAAAUAUGUUUGGAAAGUGACAACCACAACCAUACGCACCCCAAUGUAUUUAACACAAGUGGUAAGACCACAUCUCACUCUGUUGUGUUUUAGCAGUUGCAAGAAAAUCAUUUGGAACUAGUAUUUCCUAAUGAACUGUGCUUUUAAAAUAUUUUAUAUUCUGAGAACCAAAACCUUGCUGUGAAUUUCCCCACUGUGUGGCAAGUAAAGGACUUGACUCAAACAUAUGCCUUAUAUUGCAAAUGUAAUAUUUUAUGAUGAAUUUUGUGUUGACAUUAAAGAACAAUCACACUA
This is a messenger RNA of Cynoglossus semilaevis (tongue sole), 2735 nucleotides long. RefSeq names its product finTRIM family, member 67 (gene ftr67). Gene Ontology annotation, molecular function: zinc ion binding. Bases 347 to 1645 code for a protein of 432 amino acids. The transcript has 7 exons. The record is from RefSeq and is a predicted model, not a curated record. Lineage: Eukaryota; Metazoa; Chordata; Actinopteri; Pleuronectiformes; Cynoglossidae.